Molecule: messenger RNA, 1340 nt
Organism: Onychostruthus taczanowskii (white-rumped snowfinch)
Lineage: Eukaryota; Metazoa; Chordata; Aves; Passeriformes; Passeridae
Gene: LMO1
Product: LIM domain only 1
Exons: 4
Coding region: 535-1005 (156 amino acids)
Biological process (GO): positive regulation of transcription by RNA polymerase II
Cellular component (GO): nucleus
Molecular function (GO): DNA-binding transcription factor binding; transcription coactivator activity
Source: RefSeq, a predicted model, not a curated record
GCGAGUGUGCAAGGCUCACCAAUUGAGAGGCAGAGGCAGCGCUAGUCGGGUUUAGGUAUUCUAGCCUCUCUGAAUGUAAUUUCGGAUUUAGAUUCAGCUUAAAUCCAAAGGGAAAACACUUUAUAAGGCUGAAAGCUGUGUAGUUGCAACAGCCAGGGUUAUGAGCUAUCAAAGGCAAUUACAUUAAAAUAGAUUAUACUGUGCAAAUUGAGCCAUUUAGAAGGUGAGAACCAAAGAAAUAGCUCUGAUCCCCCUUCUUUCUAAAUUGCAGUUUUAGUUCCUUGCAAUUCUGAGGCACAAAAGUAGGUGAGACUGCUUUUGUAUCUGCAAAGUGCUUUAUUUCUGAGUGUAAUUCUAACUGAGUGCAAUCUAGGUUAAAAGCUGGACAACUGGGUAAUUAGAGCUCACUUGCUGCUAAAGGACGAUCAGCUGUACCGUAGCUCAUUUGUGUUCCCAGAGACUUGCUCUCCUCUCCCCUGAGCGGAGGCUGCUGGAGAAGAAGCAUCUGUGCCCGGACUUUUCUUGAUUGCGGAGAUGAUGGUGCUGGACAAGGAGGACGGCGUGCCGAUGCUCUCCGUACAGCCCAAGGGGAAGCAGAAGGGCUGCGCCGGCUGCAACCGAAAGAUCAAGGACCGGUACCUGCUGAAGGCCCUGGAUAAGUAUUGGCAUGAAGACUGCCUAAAGUGUGCCUGCUGCGACUGUCGUCUUGGAGAGGUUGGAUCAACUCUUUACACAAAAGCAAAUCUCAUUCUCUGCCGCAGAGAUUACCUGAGGCUCUUUGGUACCACCGGGAAUUGUGCUGCCUGCAGUAAACUGAUCCCUGCCUUUGAGAUGGUGAUGAGGGCCAGAGAUAAUGUUUACCAUUUGGACUGCUUUGCCUGUCAGCUCUGCAACCAGCGAUUCUGCGUGGGGGACAAAUUUUUCCUGAAGAACAACAUGAUCUUGUGUCAGAUGGACUAUGAGGAAGGGCAGCUGAACGGGAGCUUCGAGUCCCAGGUUCAAUAACAGCCCCUGCUUCGCUGGAGCACUGUGGGAUGGGCGCUUGGCCGCACGAGCAGCGAGGGCGCCUGUCAGCUUGCCUGCAAUAUUUUUUUAAUUCUUGGUCCAGAGAGGACUAUAUACAUUGUAGUACUUUUCCCCCCCAACACAAAGCAGUUACAAUUUUAGAUGUACAGUUGUGCCUGCUUAGCUGAGCACUGCAUUGCCUGUAUGUUUGUGAGUUUUUGGGGUCUGGGGGAGGGCUCUGUACAGUCUGUUUUCUGUAUAUAAACUGGAACAUUUAUUUUAUGAAAAAUGUAAUGCAAUUUUAUUACUGGUGUGAAUUAAAAAUUAUGAAUGUU